This is a messenger RNA of Hypanus sabinus (Atlantic stingray), 8231 nucleotides long. RefSeq lists its product as uncharacterized. NCBI's taxonomy places the organism in Eukaryota, Metazoa, Chordata, Chondrichthyes, Myliobatiformes, Dasyatidae. Bases 2428 to 5298 code for a protein of 956 amino acids. The transcript has 12 exons. The record is from RefSeq and is a predicted model, not a curated record.
UCUCUCUCUUCAGUAGACACUAUGAAAACUACAUAAAAGGUCAUAAAAGGUUUGAAACAUACAUCUCUCAGUCUUCUCAAGUCUCUCAAGCUAGUGUCCGCCGAUAAACAGGCCCAAGCGUGUUAGCACAACAGAAGUGUGCUGUAAUCAAAUAAAUCACUAAAAACAUAUCACACUGUCCAUAUACAGGCAGAUCAACAACAUUGUACAGAAUAUAUAAAUAAGUAAAACAAUUACUUACAAUUUAAAAAACUACAAUUUUAAAGUUAGAUUUUCUAGAUUUAGCAUAAUCCAAUUUGCUGAUGACACUGGAAAUGUCUAUUUCACACAGAAAUUCAUGUUCAAUGCUCAUUAGAGUGAAAUUGUUCAAUCUGUGUUGGCCCAUGGUGCUCCUUACUUCAUUUUUAAUCCUUUUCAGUUUUGAAAAUGAGCAUUCUCCGUGUAGAAAAGGGCACAGGGACUCUGGAACUACUGUCAGUUUAAGGUGAGGGGAGAUUUGAGAGAGAGUGUUUUCCACAUGGAGACUGGUAUUUAUUUAAAAUGGAUUACCUGAGGAGAUAGUGGAGGCAGGUACAACUUCAAUGUUCAAAAGUUGUUUGCACAGGUUCUUGGAUAGGAGAGGCAUAGAGGGACAUGUGGGUAAUGCAGGCAAAUUAAAUUAAUGUAUAUGCGCAUCAUGGUUGGCAUAGAUGGGGAUGGCUGUAAGGGCUCGUUUCUGUAUUAUGUCUUUGAUUCCAUGAUCCAUUUGUAUGUUGUCAUUGUUUCUGCUGAUAUUUACAUCCCAUGUCACAUCUCAGUAUAGCAAAUGCCUGGGUAAUCAAUCAAUUGCAUUUUUAUAAACGACUACUGUAUAAGUCGAUUUUUGAGGGGUGGAAGGAGGAGGGGGAGAGAAGGGAAUGGGAGAGGGAAGGGGAGGGUCGAGGGAGAGGAGAGGGGAAAUAGUUCUGCAGUUUAUAGGAAGAAAAGCAUUGUUUAAAAUAACAUUCUAGUUAAUUCUACAAGAUUUUAAAAUCAUUGAUACUAUACAUUAGUUAACAGUAGAUACCAGUAGUAGAGGCCAAUUGCAUUUCCUGUCAUUCCGUGAGGGUGCCUAUUGUAAAGUGUGUCAGUUGUUAAGCACUUUCAUAAUAUAAAUGUAGCAUAAAUUCAUGUUGAUAAGCAAAAACAGCCUCAUUCUAAAACUAUUUUCCUAUAGUUCAAAGAUAAAUUAGAAAAUUAUUGUCUUACUAAUGAUAAUUUUGACCUUAAUUAUUGCAGAAGGUGACCUAAUAGUGUCUAUGAAUUGAAGAACUGUGGAAGUCAUUGUGGAUAAAGAUGUUCUUAUUGAAUUUCGUGUGUCUGGUUACAAGGCCGGUGAAAUUGACCUUAGAAGCGUUGGAGUUCAGUGGUUCUUUCAAAAACUUGGCUGUUCUGACAAACAAGUAGUAUAUCAGUUCAAUGGACGAAAGCAUGCACCAUACAGACUUCCCCUUCCUGAAGUCCACAGUCAGUUCCUUGGUCUUUUUGAUAUUGAGUGCAAGGUGCUGUGCAACACUACAUCAACGCCAGAUGAUGUUAAUACAUCCCUCAUCCUUCAACUUUGGCAAGGAUCCUCAUUCCUGACCCAAAAUAUUAAGUGAUUUCACUUUCUGCAGAUGUUGUUUUUUUUGUGUUCCAGUAUCUGCAAUUUCAUUUGUUUUCUCUCAAAACAAAAAAAGCCGAAAGGAAGACAGAUUUGCUUGUCACCUGACAGACUCGAAAUAUGAAAGGUUUCACCACUUGAUUUCCUUCCUUUCAUGCCUGCAAUUGGGAGCUCCCAAGACUUGACCUAGAGAGCCAGAAUAUGAUUAUCACCAGGGCUACAAUGUUGUUGAACAUCAGACACCCUUGCCUUUUAUCAACAUCACGAUUGCUACCACUGGUAUUGUUACGUGGCAAUAAUACCAAUACCAAACCUUAGCGAAAAGCUUUUCUUUGGAAGUCAUCCAGGCAGGUCAUUCCAUAAAUAAGUAUACUCAGGUAGCAAACAUAAGAGAAUGCAUUAUAUAGUGAUGGGUUUAGAGAGAUCAAGUGCAGGUGAAGAACAAGAGCCAGACUAGUAGAUUGGUUAUGGAUUACCAGCAGAAAGGUCUCAGGGCCAGCUACUGUUAAAAAUUACGAACACAGAGGUCCCUAGUGGGCUCUGGCCAUAGGUUUUAUUUUGGGAAAGGGACGAGGAGAGGCGCUGGAUCGGCAGCAGUCGCCGCCUGGCGAAGCGCUAAAUGAUUCUCCCUCUCCGUGGAUGAGCGGGGCCACCGGGACCCUGCAGCCGAGUUUCCCGCACACCGCUGCAGACUGCAGCCUCAGUUUUCCAUACGUCCCUACAACGUUCAGGGCAACGCGAUGUAUACCCCAUACCUGCGGAGACGGCGGUUGACAAGACAAAAUGGUUAAAUUAAAAUGUAGUCUAUGAUGGUGGGAAUUUACCCGAACAAACCACGUGAAGAAUACGAAAGUGAAAGCAGUUGUCUUCCAUCUGAAAUGGCGGCGGAGCUGAGUUCUUCUUCCAGCCGCGCCCGGGCGGUGUCGCGGCGAUACCGGUGGUCAAGGGCUCCGGGACCCUUGGUGUUGUUUCUGAUUGUUGUGUGGCUCACCGCUGCGGCAGAAACAUUGGAUAUGACCAUUUUUAGAAGUCCAAAGAAUGUACUUUUGUAUACGGACAUUACCUUGGAAUGUAAAGUUACUGAUUUUGGAUCGCCCAUUCUUGACCUAUCAAACGUAGGUGUUCAGUGGUUGUAUGGAUCCCAAAAGAAAGAAAUCUACACCUUUAAUGCAAGAAAUAUUACCGUUAAACGAUCUGGAGCCAAAAUAUCUGAAACUGAAUUAAAGAAAGGAGAUGCUUCACUUUAUCUUCCAAAUAUCCAAUUAAGUGAAGCAGGAGAAUACACCUGUGUUGUACUUGUCACUCCUGACAAAGUGGAAAAGAGCUCACGAGUUGUGAUUUUGGCUCAGCCAAAGGUGCUUCUGUCCACACAACACAUUACCAUUCGGAAUGGUACAGAGAAAUCUGUCUGGUGUGAUGCUACGGAAUUUUAUCCUCAGAUUGAUGAAAUCUUCUGGGAAAAGAUAUCCAGAGGAAUAGCUGAGAGAAUGGAAAGACGUGUCUGCACUGGAGCUGCAGUUUCUAAUAAUGAUGGAACGUUUAAUGUUUCUAGUAAUAUAAUAAUUGAACCAACUCCGAAAGAUGAUGGUAAUAUAUACAAGUGUACAGUGAGACAUCAGUCCCUUCCAGACAAACUUUCACAGGUGGUGAAACUCACAGUUGAGGUUUCAGAGCCUGAAUCAACUUCAACAGCAGCAGUGGUUAUUUCUGCACUUCUAGGAGUAUUUGGGUUACUAAUUGCUGCAGGACUUCUUGCUUAUUUCUGGAUCUUUCUAAAAGUUCCUCCAAAAAUUACUGGAUGCAGUGAACAUCAAGUUUUGAAACAUCAUGAAGAAAAAGUAGUCACUUGGAUGGUUAACUCAUUUCGGCCUCGUGAUGUUACAGUUGUGAUCUACGUAAAGAGGAGGCAGGAGGAUAAACAUCAGCUUCUGAAGUGGAGUGAUAAGGAUUGGAAUGAAAACUACAGUCAGCUUGCAUCAACAAAUGGACCAGAUCGUAAUGAAAUGAAGAUCCUUUUGCAGCCAGAUGUUGAAGAUGCAUCCUUUAAGCCACAGAUUUCUGAUUUCACAACUGACACACUUAAGAUUUCCAGUGUAGAAGUCAAUGUCAGAAUAUAUCCAGAUAUUUCGCAGGAUGAUGGGGCUGAGUUAAGUAUCGAAGUUCAACAUCGAGCACUGAAAGAGCCUAUAACUAGGACACUGACACUAGAUGUUAAAGGAGUGCCACCUAAGGUUUUAAACAUUUUGAUGCCUCCUCUCAUCAAGGACAAGGAACCUGCGGCUUUGUCUUGUUCAAUCAGUGGAUUUAAACCAAGGCCAUUAAGUAUUAUAUGGCAACAAAAGAGAAAGAAUGCAGAUUUGGAAGAACUUGUCCGGUUGCAGCUGGACAACACAACAAUCAUUGACAACAAGAUGAAUUUGAAGGCAAAGAAUUACAUCAGUGAAGUGGAGCAUGAAGACAAAACUUACAGCGUUACUAGUGUAUUAGUUAUUGUGCCAGAUAAACAGCAAGACCAGAGCUCGCAGUACUUCUGUAGCAUACUGCACCACUCCACUAACGACAAGCAAGAGAAAGCAAUAACCCUAAGCAUUACAGCUCCUCCAAAACUGGGCACUAUAAAGUGUGACGCAGCAAAACCAAUUGCAGAAGAGCCCGUGAACUUAAGCUGUCAAAUAAGUUCAUUUUUCCCCAGAGAUAUCACAGUUAAAUGGCUGAAAGAUGGCGUAGAACUUCAACAAAAUUCUGAAGUUAAUGAUGCAGUAAUUGGACAGGAUGAAGUCUAUCAUUUGACAGCUAAUAUGAAGAUUGCUCUUACCUUUGCUGACACUAAGACAAAAUACACAUGCCAAGUCAUACAUGAGAGCUUAUCAAAGCCAAUAGAGACUCACUGGGUAGCUGGUGAAGUGAUUUCAUUGCCAAAGAUCUCGGAAAUUAAGGCAGAUCCACCUUCCCCUGAAAUAGGAAAGCCUUUAACACUUUCCUGCAUGGCUUAUGAAUUUUAUCCAGAAGGAAAUCAGAUAUUCUGGUUCAAAGAUUUCAGUAAAAUUCAAAAUCCAUCAAAAGUAGGAAUAGUCACCGAAGCAAAUAAAGAGGAUUCCAGUGGUUUGUACUCACGAUCAUCCCAGUGGACAUUUACACCAACGACUGAAGAUCAUGGGAAAGAGUUCAAAAUGCAAUUCCUUCACUCUGAAACUUCAAGCAAGCCUGUGACAUCGAGUUACCGUCUGCAGUUAAGAGACAAGCUUGACAAGCAAGUUGUUAGCAAUGGAGUGAUCGGUGAAGACAAUGUUGACAAGAAAGACAGCAGCAUUCGAGCAAAAAGUGAAGACAAUGCUGUCAAUGAAGAUGACAGCAAUAGAGCAACAAGUGAAGCGGAAGUAUUGCAGAAGGUUUCAGAAAUAAAGUGCCUCACAGAAAAUCCUAAAAUUGGUCAACCAGUAACUCUUUCUUGCACUGUUAAAGAAUGUGCCCUCGAAGAGGCUCAUAUCAUCUGGUACAGAGAUGCUUAUCCGUUUGAUGAAAAGGAGUUUGUUACAAGCAAGCCACUUGAAAAUGCUAGCGGUUUCACCACUGAACUAACUUAUACACCAAAAGCAAAUGAUAAGCAUCACAUCCAACUGCAACUUGAAUUUAAUUUGGAAGAACAUAUGAAACAGUAUGACUUGAUAUUUAGUUGAAUUUAUGCAGCAUUUUUUGGAAGAGUGAGCAUGGGAACUCUUUUUAAAUUGAAGAACGCACUUCAAUUAUAGGUAGUCCCCGAGUUAUGGACGUCUGACUUACAACUCGCACUUAUGAACCGAGGAAGGAGAACGCCAUCUGCCAUUUUAAGUCGUUGCCGUUGACACUGUGUUGAGUGUUUAACUAUGUAUUUGGCUUAAAUUUUUCUUAGUAAGAUUCACCCUGACCCUGCCCCAUUCAGUUCCAGUCGGCUGGUGGCACAGUGAGAUCAGCGCCGGGCUUGAGAACGGAGGUCCCAGGUUUGAUCCAAUGACAGAGUGCUUCUGUGCUGGGUUGUUGUUGAUCCACUGAUUCCUAUACCAUCCGUGCCAGGUUGAUGUCGAUCUAGUGACUCCCGUACCAUCUGUGCCAGGUUGAUGUCGAGCUCGCUAAAAAAAAACCUACUGCCACCUCCAGUUUAAAUUCACACGUGGAAUAUUGUGGAGGAUCAAAUACCCAAACCCAGCACAGCCCCCACUUGUCCUGUUUAACCUGUCUCAGAGCGGUGGUCUUUCGGACCCAGCGGACCUCGGGACCCACCACCCGCAAUAUUUCUGUUCCAUUGACGGGAAGGGAUCACGAUUGAAAAUAAAGUGAACAUAAUAGUAUUUGGAAAGAGGUGGAACGCCAUCCGUGAAUGGAAAAGCGUUAGGCUACAGUCAGUGAACGAUUGGAACAAUUUUAAAGGAUAAUGGAUAAAGUGAGAAUAAUGGAGCAUGUGAAAUGCCCUGCCCCGAUGAAAGCUACAAUUAUUACUAACCAACGCAGUGGUUUAAUUAUUGGAAUACAUAUGUUUCUUAAGUGUUUUAUAUGAAUAGAAAGGUAAAAUAUAUACUAAAAGCGUUUGACUAACUGUUGCUAUAAUACCAGAUGUACUUGUUCAGACUUAAAGAUGGACUCAGGAACAGAACUUGUACGUAACCCAGGAACUGCCUAUAUAACUGAGAAUAAAAUAAUUUAUGUCAACUUCAUUGUUCUUUUGCAGUUUACCAUCCAGUACCCAUUCACCAUUCUGAUUGGUAAAUUAAUCCAGUUUAGUUAACAUACCAUUUAUUUAAGUCACAGAAGUUGCACAAUUGUGAGGCAGACAGUGAUUUAGUUGAAGAUGUAAGGAGAAAUUAAUUGAGGAUGGCAGAUGUGUCCCAAGAUCUUGUGUACAAUAGGAGUUGUCUGAUCUGAUGCAUUAAGCCACAAUGAUUUAAUUAUGUCAAUCUGCUGGACAAAUCCACUGAAUCAUUUAUUACAGUUCAGUUGAACUCCUGUGCCAUUUGGACAAAAAUGUACCUACUAUUGGUGCAUUUACGAACAUUGACUCUCUCCUUCCUUUGCCCCCAGCUAAUCAGGUGGAUCAAUUUUGUAAAUUUUCUAGAAACACAACAAAAUGCUAGAGGAACUCAGCAAGUUGGGCAGCAUCUGUUGAGGGGAAUAAACGGGCAAUGCACACAGAGGAAUCAGAAACUACAGAGCACAGGUUUAAGGUGAGAGGGUAAGAGUACAAAAGGGACCUGAGGGACAGCCUCAUACUGGUAUUAUAAAAACAUUUUAGUAUUUGGAUGAGUACCUGGAUUGGAAGGUUUCAAAGGAAUAUCAUGGGCAAAUUGAUUUUGAAAAAUGAUUUUCAAACUUCUGGUAAUUGCCCGCCCCUUUAGAAAUUCCCCAUUCCCGUUUUCCCCUCUCACCUUAUCCCCUUACCCAUCCAUCCCCUUCCUCUGGUACUCCUCCCCCUUCCCUUUCUUCUAUGGUCUUCUAUUCUCUCCUAUCUGAUUUCCCCUUCCCCAGACCUUUUAUCUCUUUAUCCAACCAACUCCCCAGCUCUUUACUUCACCCCUCCCUCACUCCGUUUCACCUAUCACCUACCACUUUGUACUUUUUCCUCCCCUCCCCCAGCCAUCUUACUCUGAUCUCCUUUUUUCCCCUACUCUUGAUGAAAGGUCUCAGCCAGAAACAUUGACUGUUUACUCUUUUCCAUAGAUGCUGCCUGGCCUGCUUGCAUCUCUGGCCCUUCAUUAUUGCAAGGUUUUAACAUUUUAGAACUAAUGUUAAGGUUGUUGGAAUUCAGUAAAGUGGACUAGAAUUGCAGUCACAGACCAUUUAUUACCAAGGGUGUAACAAUCCCAGUUGUAUGUGGAACCCCUUUUCUGUCUUUAAAUGUUAACUAUUGUAAACCAGAAAGGGGAUUUCUGCAAUCCAGCAUUGACACCAGAAAGCUUGAUUGCAUCAAAGAAUUAUGUGUACUGUUUACUGAGAGGUGUUUUAAUUUUCAAAAGAAUUUUAGACAUCAGUCAUUAAUUAUUAGACCAUCUGCAUGUGAACACAUUUGAAGAUGACAUAUAAAUUUUGUAUAUUAACAUUUUUAAGAUUUACAUGUAUAUGUUACGUCAGUUUGGGAAGUAUUGAGCCUUUUUGUACAAGUAUGUAUGUGAAAUGUCUAAACUUUCAUGUGUUAGCCUAAGCUUAGAAUGGAAUCAACUAAAGCGGUGUCCCCAAUAUAACUGAAUAAUCUAUGCUUGUAUGCAAGUCUUAAAGUUAUCUUAAUUUUUACAGAGAGAUGAAGGAAACUGCUGAUAAAUAUGAUGUACUGGGAUUUAUUUGGUAGUCCAUCUGGUAAUUGGAAAUUGUGGUGAGAAAAGGAACAAAUACACCAUUCAUUGAAAAUUGUAUGCUAGUUAACAACUGGUUUUAAAUUGGAUUCGGAUAUGCACCAGGAGAAUUGGUAGAGAAGAUCUUGGAUGAAUUUCUUGUGGGGCAAAAACAUCAUGAAUGUACUUGUCUUUUUUAUUGUAUUAAAAUAUAUUUUCAUUAAACGUAUUUGAAUUCUAGAAAACCAAGUAAACAAUGGUGAUAGUUUGUGUAUAUGAAUGUAAUGCCUCCUAACAAUUACAUCUAGCAUUUG